Scaptodrosophila lebanonensis is the source of this 1456-nucleotide messenger RNA. Its product is annotated as dolichyl-diphosphooligosaccharide--protein glycosyltransferase subunit 1. The transcript has 2 exons. Gene Ontology annotation, cellular component: oligosaccharyltransferase complex; membrane. NCBI's taxonomy places the organism in Eukaryota, Metazoa, Arthropoda, Insecta, Diptera, Drosophilidae. The record is from RefSeq and is a predicted model, not a curated record. The coding region runs from base 19 to 1374 and encodes 451 amino acids.
UACGUGUCCACAUUGAAAAUGAAUUGGAAUUGCUUAUAUUUGGCAAUAAUAAGUUGUCUAUUGCUUUUGAAUAGUGUAAAAGCUGAAAUAAUAAAUAAAAAUGUUGAGAGAUAUUUGGAUCUAAGCUCGCAGCUCGUAAAAACAACAAUAAAAAUAAACGCUGAAGACUCAGCCGGCGUACCCAUAAAAGAGUACGUCUUUACUGCUAAGGAGGCAAAUAUUGCUUAUAUAUCGGCAAAGGAUGCUUUAAAUAAUGAUCUCAAAUUACGAAAAGAGCAAAGUAAUGAUGAUCAGAGAUUUGUGCUUACUUUUGAAAAAGCCUUGCCUAAGCAAACUAUUCAAAUUGAAACAGUCUCAGUGGGAAAUGUGAAGCCAUACCCUGAAGAAAUCAAGCAAAACGAGAAGCAGUUGGUCAAAUAUGCCGGCUUAUUGUAUUUAUAUUCAAAGUACAAAACGGUGACGCAGAAAACACAGAUUAAGCUGAGCUCGUCAAAUAUUAUAUCAUACACUCAGGUGAAACCGUUUUCGGUUUCUUCUAAUAAAAUAAUAUUGGGGCCAUACGAGAAUAUAAAAGCUUUAUCAGAUGAACAGUUGGCAAUUCAUUAUGAAAAUCAAACACCCUUUCUAACAGUCAAUUCCUUGGAACGCACGAUUGAAGUAUCUCAUUGGGGUAAUAUUGCGGUUAAAGAGUCGAUUGAAAUGAUCCACAGCGGCGCUAAACUUAAGGGAUCGUUUUCUCGUUACGAUUUUCAAAAGGAUGGCCGUCAAUCCGGUCAAUCUGCAGUUAAGUCUUACAGAACAUAUUUGCCGGCAUCUGCUACAGGAGUAUACUACCGCGAUAUGAAUGGAAACAUUUCAACGUCUAAUAUGAAUGUUCAACGAGACUUCAUUGAUCUAGAACUAAGGCCUAGGUUUCCCCUUUUCGGCGGUUGGAAAACGCAGUAUAUCCUGGGCUACAAUGUGCCCUCCUAUGAAUAUUUAUUUAGUGCUGGGAAAAAUUAUCAGCUGAAAAUGCGGCUAAUAGAUCAUGUCCAUGAUAAUAUGGCCAUUGAUAAAGCUGUUAUAAAUGUAAUUUUACCAGAGGGAUCUUCAAACAUUGAACUAAUGACUCCAUAUAGCAUUAAAAGGCGACAGAACGAAUUCAUCUACACAUACUUGGAUACUACCGGACGUCCCAUGAUUUCGUUCUCAAGGUCCAAUUUGGUUGAAAACCAUAUUUCAGAUUUUACAUUAAAAUACACAUUCUCCCGAGUAUCAUUACUACAGGAACCGUUUCUGCUUAUUGGGUUCAUAUACUUUAUAUUCAUUCUGACUAUUAUAUUUUUGAGAUUGGACUUUUCAAUAGUCUCAUACCACCACAAUAAGUCAGAAUAAAAGACUACAGAUACAAAAACAUGUUGGAAUUGUAAAAUAUAUUUCAAUCCUGUUUAAAACAAUAAAACAAAUUUUCAACAUA